CACAAACUAUACACCAUGUUCAUCCUCAAUUGGUUCUGGGACGUCCUCUCUUCCCUCGGUCUUAUGAACAAGAGCGCAAAGCUCUUGUUCCUUGGUCUCGAUAAUGCGGGAAAGACUACCCUCCUCCACAUGCUCAAGAACGACCGUCUUGCUACCCUCCAACCCACCCUUCACCCCACUUCUGAAGAACUCGCCAUUGGCAACGUCAAGUUCACCACCUACGAUCUUGGUGGACAUUUGCAAGCCCGACGAUUGUGGAGAGACUACUUCCCUGAAGUAGACGGUAUCGUCUUUUUGGUAGACAGCGCGGACCCCGAGAGGUUCUUGGAGAGCAAGGCCGAAUUGGACUCUCUUUUGUCUAUCGAGGCUCUCGCCCAAGUUCCUUUCCUCAUCCUCGGUAACAAGAUUGACGCCCUCGGUGCCGUCUCGGAAGAGCAGCUCAGGCAUGACCUCGGCCUGUACCAGACCACCGGUAAGGGCAAGGUCCCUCUCCGUGACAUCCGACCUAUCGAAGUCUUCAUGUGCUCUGUCGUCAUGCGACAAGGUUACGGUGAAGGUUUCCGAUGGUUGAGUCAAUACAUUUAAGAUGCUGUUGGAGGUGGAGGGGCAUUGUUGUAUGAGGAGCGGGAGUGGAGCUUCGCAUGACUUUCUUUUACCUUUCCUUACGAUUCGGCUAUGCAGAUACAUAAUCU
Messenger RNA from Cryptococcus amylolentus CBS 6039, 692 nucleotides. Its product is annotated as small COPII coat GTPase. The transcript is spliced from 8 exons. The record is from RefSeq and is a predicted model, not a curated record. Lineage: Eukaryota; Fungi; Basidiomycota; Tremellomycetes; Tremellales; Cryptococcaceae. The coding region runs from base 16 to 585 and encodes 189 amino acids. Gene Ontology annotation, cellular component: endoplasmic reticulum exit site; COPII vesicle coat. Gene Ontology annotation, biological process: membrane organization; intracellular protein transport; endoplasmic reticulum to Golgi vesicle-mediated transport. Gene Ontology annotation, molecular function: GTPase activity; GTP binding.